AUGCAAGAUGCAGAUCAGAUCUUUGCUGCGGCGCAGGACCACUACCUGCAUCUGGACAUGGUCUUGGACGACGUGUGCGAAGGCAAGCUGAGCGAAGUGAUGAGCAUUCCCCACAGCUUCGUGGUGCUUUCCAGUUCAGAGACCCCGGUGGCAACCUUGCGAUGCAUUGCCUUCAGCGGAAUGCCUCACGUCACUGGAGUCACCGGCUUCACGCAAGGCGAAGGUGUUCUGCAGCUGAGUAAGCUUUCCGGCGCCGGGGGUCGACAUCGCCUGCAUUUUCUCAUGCAAGAAGCUGUGAAGACUUUUGAAGGCGAUGAGAAGUGGAACAAGGCCAAGAAGUUGAAUCGAUCUUUGACCUUGACUGAAGAUCGCAAAGAGACUGUUGAGCAAUGGGAUGUGGAAGGUAUCUACACGUCUAAGCACGGCCUCAAGGCCAGCAGCAUGGCUAUCGAAGUGGAGGGCAACAUCAUCUCCGCUAAUGCAGAACUUUCGAACUUGGCGACUAUGACGACGCACUUCUCAUCGAAGGAGACCAAGACAGACUAUCAGGUGGCUGCGCGGCCACAGCCCCGGCAAGAGCAGAGCGACUGCCCAGGCUGCCCGUGCAUGACGAUUCUCCUCGCCCCUUGCGUUGGCCUCCUGGCCUGUCUCCUCGCCCCUUGCGUUUGCCUUGCGGCCUGCCUUGCUGUCAUCGAAGCCUGCCUCUCCUGCCAGCUGUGCAAGCCAUCGCCACGGGCCCCCGUUUGCCCAUGCGGUCCCAAAUGGGCCCUCUUUUGCCCAUGCUGUCCCAAACGGCCUCCGCCUGCGCCAGUGGUCGGCCGCGCAGUGAUGGUGGGAAACUGGACUUCGGUGGAAGGAAACCUGGGAGAAUGGCAAGGCUCUGCCAUUCACAGGCCUGGUUUUGCAGAUGGCAUGACAAAGGAGAUGAAGGGAGAGACAGAGAAGGUCGUCCACAAGUUCUUCUUCCCGAAAGUCCAGGAUUGCAACGGGGAUCAGACGACUACCACCAAGUACGAGAAGAUGCACGUCAUCCAUGUUCUCUACCGCCUGCCGCUGCAGAGGCCCACCAUCUUCACCGCCUGGGUUCACCCAGACCAGUCUGGAGCUGCUGCCCUUCGCUUCGUCCAGGAGCUCAGUGGAGCCGCGACGGCUCGAUGCAACAGCUUGGAGGGCACACAGGCGAUCUACCACGCCGAGUCCAGUGAUGCGGUUCUGCAGCGGCAGCAGCACUUCUCCCAUUUGUGGAAGCAGGCAGCCGGGUGGUCCCAAUAUGGCGAUGAUGUUCAUGGGGCUGCGGAGCAGGCCGAUGUUCAGACGGUGGUGGUCCAAAAGCAAACAUGCGGCCAACAGGCGGCCAAAUGGGCACGGGCCCAGGGCCUUCAAUUCUGGCUCAAGGUGGCCCUCGCGGCAACCUGCCUCGUCCUUGUCCUGAUUCUGGUGGCCCAGAUUUGA
Symbiodinium sp. CCMP2456 is the source of this 1452-nucleotide messenger RNA. The record is from the annotation of a GenBank genome assembly. Lineage: Eukaryota; Dinophyceae; Suessiales; Symbiodiniaceae.